This is a messenger RNA of Lotus japonicus, 456 nucleotides long. RefSeq lists its product as uncharacterized. NCBI's taxonomy places the organism in Eukaryota, Viridiplantae, Streptophyta, Magnoliopsida, Fabales, Fabaceae. The coding region runs from base 1 to 456 and encodes 151 amino acids. Gene Ontology annotation, molecular function: zinc ion binding; nucleic acid binding. The transcript is spliced from 2 exons. The record is from RefSeq and is a predicted model, not a curated record.
AUGACUGGUACUGUUGGGGGUUCUGGAAAUCAGACUUUGAACAGGGAUGUGACUUGCUUCAAAUGUGGAAAAUCGGAGCACUAUGCUAAUGUUUGCAUAGACCCGAGGCCCAAGUGCUUCAACUGCAACAGGGUGGGACACACUACCAGUCAGUGUAAGAUACCCAAGACUGAACCGUCUGUUAACACUGCUCGAGGAAAGCGCCCUGCUGCUAAAGCAAGAGUUUACCCCAUGGAUGGUGAGGAAGCUGAAGGAUUUGAUGCGGCUGGUGACUGGUCAACAGAGGUUGUUGUGACACCGGCGGAGGCGGCUGUGGCGCCUACAGUAGUGAACUUGGCGGCGGCUGCGGUGGCCGCGUCCGCGGUAGCGGAAUUGGGAGCUGGGACGGUGGUGGACUCGGUGGCCGUGGCGACAGUGGCUUUAGCAACUUUUUUGCCUUUGGUGCAGCGGCAGUAG